AUGGCUCCUCCAAAGCUCAACGGGCAGCUCCCGUACCAAAGCUGCAGACGUUUGUUCCAGCAACAAGCUCUGUCGAGACGAACCUUUACGACAUCUUCCCCAUCCUUCUCGGACGUGCCCAAGCAGACGUCGAGAUUCGCGAAAAAGACAGAACCCCAGGUCCCUCCCGUCGACCAAACCCAGCCGAAGCCGAAUGUUGUGGUAAACCCACCAGCCGCACCGACAGCCGUGCCGAAACCGUCUGCUGUGCGCCGCCCUGGCGUUGGGACACCUACAAUGGAGCCAAAGCAGCCGGUGGACAUCAACAGCAAGGAGUACAAGCGUGUGGCGAGAAAGGUCACGAGCCUCAUGGUUGCGCUGCCCUUCUUGAUUGUCACAUCGUACUACCUCUGGGACCGACUCUCUCUUGGCAGGCCAGUCCCUCCUCCGUCCGGUGAUGCCUCCUCCGCUCCGUCCUCUGAGCCCAAGAAAGCGUAG
Molecule: messenger RNA, 477 nt
Organism: Podospora pseudopauciseta
Lineage: Eukaryota; Fungi; Ascomycota; Sordariomycetes; Sordariales; Podosporaceae
Exons: 2
Coding region: 1-477 (158 amino acids)
Source: RefSeq, a predicted model, not a curated record